AUGAACAGAGGAGUACUGGGUCAGGAACCAUGCUCGUUAGCGACAGAACCACAACGAUUGCUCGUUAGAGAUGAAGCCCGUUGUUUAGAGUUAUGCUGUUGUGAUAAACAUAUUGAGGUUUACUUUGUUCUUCUUCCUCUUCAGGUCACCACAUCAUGCCAGCUGCCCCCGAACCCUGACCAGCCGCCAACACCACAGCUACCACUGAAGCAUGUGGACACACCGGGGUCCACGCGGUCUUGUAAGAGUGUGGAGACGAGGAGGAGGCAGUCACGGAGCCAGAGCGUGGUGCAGGUGGCGGAGGAGAGCUUCGAGGUGGACCUCCUCUACAUCACCGAGAGGAUCAUCUCCGUGUCCUUCCCGGCGGCGGGGGGCGAGGACAGCUACGGCGCCAACCUGAAGGAGGUGGUGUCCAUGCUGCGCUCCAAACACGGCGACCACUACCUGCCCGGCACGCACGGCGGCCUCACUCCGGAGGUCAUCUCAGAGUCGUCAUGA
Gadus macrocephalus (Pacific cod) is the source of this 498-nucleotide messenger RNA. RefSeq names its product tensin-1-like. The record is from RefSeq and is a predicted model, not a curated record. The transcript is spliced from 6 exons. Lineage: Eukaryota; Metazoa; Chordata; Actinopteri; Gadiformes; Gadidae. The coding region runs from base 1 to 498 and encodes 165 amino acids.